Molecule: messenger RNA, 947 nt
Organism: Brassica napus (rape)
Lineage: Eukaryota; Viridiplantae; Streptophyta; Magnoliopsida; Brassicales; Brassicaceae
Exons: 2
Coding region: 47-763 (238 amino acids)
Biological process (GO): protein desumoylation
Cellular component (GO): nucleus
Molecular function (GO): deSUMOylase activity
Source: RefSeq, a predicted model, not a curated record
ACGGAUUGGACCUGCCACUUUAGAUUUUGAGAUUGCUAAUCGUCUUAUGGAUAAAUCUGAGUGGUUAAAUAGCUUGGAGAUUGACGCUGCAAUGUACGUAUUCCGGGAGAGAACAUCUUUGAAACGAUGGAGACCUCAUCGUGUCGCCUUCAUGACUGUCGUCUUCAGCAAUAUGAUUAAAAAAGAGUAUGGUCAUUUAGAAGCUCAGGGUAGAAAGAGCUACAUGCUUCAUAAUUUGCUACUGCAGUUCGGUAAAGGAGUCCUUCCACCACAUGGCAGGACACAUGAGAUAUGGAAUAUAGAUGUGGAUCGCCUGUAUGUCCCUGUUCAUGUCAGUGGGAAUCAUUGGAUCGCCUUGUGCAUCAGUUUCGUGACGAGGAGCAUUGAAGUGUUCGACUGCUCGGGUAGGAAAAGGUACAAGGAGGUGGAUGGGUUCGCAAACCUUAUUCCGCGUAUUGUCAAGGCAGUUCAGCCUAUGAGACACCAGAAGGAUUUCGCAGUCGGUGCAUAUACUGUUUCCUAUGUCCCCGUUGGGAAUCUGAAUAAAAGUGCAUGUGACUGUGGCGUCUAUGCAGUGAAGUUCAUUGAGUGUCAUGCGCUUGGAUUGGAGUUGUCGUUGUUGCAUGAUGGUAACAUUAUCGAAGCUCGCCACAGGAUUCUAUGGGAUCUUUGGGAAGCAGCUAAUGAUCCGGAAUUGAUUGAUAGGAUGUCAAAGUAUCAAUCCCCGGAGUGUCUCUCUUCGACUGUAGAGGAGAUUUUGUGAGACUGCUUGGUUUCAAGUUCUAAUGUAAUGAACAAGAUUGCUUAAUCUGAUGUAUAACUUCUAGAUUUUAUUAUCAUUUUUAGGAACAAGACUGCUUAGUUUAUUGUAUAACUUCUAGUGUUUAAUUAUGAUUUUUAGGAUUGACUCUUGUAAUCAAAUGUACAUCUUGUGGUUUUGUUAUUAA